Molecule: messenger RNA, 765 nt
Organism: Talaromyces marneffei
Lineage: Eukaryota; Fungi; Ascomycota; Eurotiomycetes; Eurotiales; Trichocomaceae
Exons: 3
Coding region: 1-765 (254 amino acids)
Source: RefSeq, a predicted model, not a curated record
AUGGAAAGAACCCGGUCACCACCAGCGACAACAGAUGACGAGAGUGUUGCGCCCGAGGCCUCCAAAAUAGUCGGCCCGAGUCGACCUCCCACCCAGACAAAGUCAGAGAGCAAGCAGGAACCACAAGAGAGCGACGAUAGCAGUGACGAUGAUUUCGGCCCUCAGUUACCACCGGUUGGAGGUACAAAGUCCAGUCCCUCCAAAUAUGAGGUAGAGUCGAGGCCCACGCCACGCAUAAACGACGGAGACACGGAUAAUCUGGCAACGAAGAAAAGACAGAGAGAUGAUUGGAUGCUCAACCCUCCGGAAAACUCCUCAUGGGCUUCUGGUCCGAAUCCUGCCGCUCUGACGAACCGCAAGUUCAUGUCGGGAAAAUCGGCUCGCGGUACUAGAAGUACCGACGGAGCAGGUUCAGUAUGGACGGAGGAUCCAGCUCAAAAACGACAAAGACUAGAAAAUGAAGUUUUAGGUAUCAAGUCAGAGUCUAGUGCAAGAUCUGCGAGAUCUAGAGAUUUGUCGUAUAGAACGAACUCCUCCACUGCAGAUAAGUUGAAGUCGCUUACUGGCAAGGUAGGGAAAUCGUCCCUAUAUGAAACUCAUCAAAAGGAUAUUCAAAAGCCAAAGGAAGACGAUCCCAGCAGGCGAGCCUUCGACUAUGAAAAGGACGUCGCCGGAAAGACGAGCAUAUCAAGCGGAGCUCGUAGGAAGUUGUUAAAUCAAGCAUCUGAUUACACCUCCAGGUUUUCUGGUGGUAAAUACAUUUGA